GCGAUUACCAUUUCAAUCUGGCGAAUACUGACCGAUCCAAUCCCAUCUUUUGAACCAUGAUGGCAACUGGUUGAGAAAUUUAUUACACUACCAAUGUCUCCAUGCAAGAUUCCUUAUCUCACCCUCUGUCUAUCCACAAAAUUCCAGUCAAGAACUGUCUGCAACUCUGCAUCAUAUAUUUGAGGACAGCAUGGUCAUUUGUGAAUUGUGGCCUAGAGUUCUUCAUACCUCUAAAUAUCCCUAUUAUUGGUUCUAUGCCGUUAAUGUAGUUUCUACAUACCUAUCAUGGGGAUGGGGGAUGGGGGAUGGGGGAUGGAUGGGUUUGGCAAAAAGAUGGAACCGGUGGAAGGAAGGAAAUUCGGAAAUGGAUUAAUUGUGUGAAGUAGAAGACCAAUGUUUCAAUGCCAUUGGUCUGCAGCCAGCCCCUCCUCGUCUACAUCAAAGAAUAUAUACAGAGAGCAUUUAAUGGACGACAUGGACUGUUAACCAAAGCUCCCACACAGUUUAUGAACGCUUCAAAAGUCUGCAACAAGUAAAUGCGACAAUAGAGAGGGAAUUGCCUUCGUGUGUCAUCGAUAUCAUCACCUGCCCUCUCUAUAAAUUAGCAAUCAAGAUGACAACAUAAUGGUAUGUAUGUAUGGUUGAUUCACUGGACUUGAAUUCUCCCAUGGCUUACUACUCAUCCACCCGUUCUUCUCCCACUACUUCUCCGACUCCAUUAAUGUCGUUUUUCUAUCUUUGCCUUAUCGUCUUAUUCCUCUGUACUUCCUCUGCGUUUGGUAGUGGAUUAGGGGUCUCUUCCUCUCAGUCGUCAUCAAGUGAAACAGAGGCUCUACUCAAAUGGAAAGCCACUCUCCAAAACUACUCUGUCCCUGCUCUCCGUUCUUGGAAGCUUACAUCAUCAUCCUCAGCACCAAUCCCCUGCUGCAACUGGUUUGGUAUAACUUGUAACAAAGCCCGAACCAGCGUGGUUGAGAUUAGCCUUCCAGGACUGGAGCUGCAAGGUACGCUUCACAACUUCACCUUCUCUUCUUUUCCCAAUCUCCUUCGUCUCAAUCUCAGUGGCAAUGGACUCACAGGACCCAUACCAGUGCAUAUUGGUAGCCUCUCCAAACUCCUCCUCCUUGAUCUCUCCAUUAAUUAUCUUUCCAGCGUUCUGCCCCCCUUAAGUAAUUUAAGCAGCCUGCACUACUUAGACCUCUAUGGCAAUGAAAUCAGUGGCACAAUUCCUUUAGAAAUAGGGAAUAUGAAAAGUCUGGUUGAGUUAGAAAUAGGUUCGAAUAAAUUCACUGGUACGAUCCCCCAUGUCCUGGCUAAUUUAAGCAACCUUCACUUCCUAUACUUGCAUACCAAUGAACUCAGUGGUCCGAUACCUUAUGCAAUGGGAAAUCUAGAAAAUUUGGUUGACAUAGGCCUAUCUGAAAACAGCCUCAGUGGUCCACUCCCUCAUUCUCUGUCUAAAUUGAGUAGACUAGAGACCCUCCAUCUGUUUGACAAUCAAUUGUCUGGUCCAGUGCCUUCUGAAAUCAGAGAUAUGAAAAAUUUGGUUGAGUUGGAUCUAUCUCAAAAAAACCUCAGUGGUCCAAUCCCUCAUUCUCUGUCUAAUUUAACUAGACUGGAGACCCUCUAUUUUGAUUCUAAUCAAUUAUCUGGUCCUGUGCCUUCUGAAAUCGGAGAUAUGAAAAAUUUGGUUGAGUUGGAUCUAUUUCAAAACAACCUCAGUGGUCCAAUCCCUCAUUCUCUGUCUAAUUUAACUAGACUAGAGACCCUCUAUUUGCAUGGCAAUCAAUUAUCUGGUCCAAUGCCUUCUGAAAUUGGAGAUAUGAAAAAUCUGGUUCACUUGGCAAUACAAAAAAACAAAUUCAGUGGUCCACUCCCUCAUUCUCUGUCUAAAUUGAGUAGACUAGAGACCCUCCAUCUGUUUGACAAUCAAUUGUCUGGUCCAAUGCCUUCUGAAAUCAGAGAUAUGAAAAAUUUGAUUGAUUUGGAGCUAUCUCAAAACAACCUCAGUGGUCCAAUCCCUCAUUCUCUGUCUAAUUUAACUAGACUAGAGACCCUCUAUUUUGAUUCUAAUAAAUUAUCUGGUCCUGUGCCUUCUGAAAUCGGAGAUAUGAAAAAUUUGGUUGACUUGGAUCUAUCUCAAAACAACCUCAGUGGUCCAAUCCCUCAUUCUCUGUCUAAUUUAACUAGACUAGAGACCCUCUAUUUGCAUGGCAAUCAAUUAUCUGGUCCAAUGCCUUCUGAAAUUGGAGAUAUGAAAAAUCUGGUUCACUUGGCACUACAAAAAAACAAAUUCAGUGGUCCACUCCCUCAUUCUCUGUCUAAAUUGAGUAGACUAGAGACCCUCCAUCUGUUUGACAAUCAAUUGUCUGGUCCAGUGCCUUCUGAAAUCAGAGAUAUGAAAAAUUUGAUUGAUUUGGAGCUAUCUCAAAACAACCUCAUUGGUCCAAUCCCUCAUUCUCUGUCUAAUUUAACUAGACUAAAGACCCUCUAUUUUGAUUCUAAUCAAUUAACUGGUCCAAUGCCUUCAGAAAUCGGAGAUAUGAAAAAUUUGGUUGACUUGGUGCUAUCUUAUAACAACCUUAGUGGUCCAAUCCCUCAUUCUCUGUCUAAUUUAACUAGACUAGAGUUCCUCUAUUUGGAUUCGAAUCAAUUAUCUGGUGCCAUACCUCAAGACUUUGGUAGCCAAGCAUCCAUUGUAAAAUUCCAAUUGUCCGACAACGUCUUAUCUGGAAGCUUACCACAACAAAUAUGCCAAGGACGAUCACUUCAAAGAUUAGUGGUUCAAAACAAUAAUCUUACGGGUCCUAUUCCUGACUUCAGAAAUUGCACAAGUUUAGUGAGAGUUAGACUUGAAAAAAACCUAUUAGUAGGAAAUAUAACUGAUAGUUUUGGUGUAUAUCCACAUCUUUAUUACAUUGAUAUGAGUCACAAUAGACUAUAUGGAGAGCUAUCACCAAAUUGGGGAAAAUGUAAAAAUUUGUCUGUUCUGAAGAUUUCUGGAAAUAAUAUUAGUGGGAAGAUACCACUUGAGAUUGGUCAGUUAACUCAACUUGGAGAACUUGAUCUUUCUUCCAACAAACUUGCUGGAGAAAUACCAAGGGAACUUGGUAACUUAUCUACAUUGCUCCUUUUGUAUUUAAAUGACAACAAGAUUUCAGGGCAUGUACCAGUUGAAAUCGGCAAAUUAAUCAAUUUGGAUCAUCUAGAUCUAUCGGCAAACUGCUUGAUUGGAUCAAUCCCUACACAACUUGGUCAAUGCUCCAAAUUGUUGUCAUUAAAUUUGAGCUAUAAUUCAUUGAAUGGAAGCAUUCCAUCUCAAAUUGGUGAUCUUGUAUCCCUACAAAUUCAAUUGGACCUUAGUCAUAACUCAAUCAGUGGACCGAUACCACCUGAGCUUGGGAAUUUGAUGAUGCUAGAAAUUUUGAAUCUAUCCCAUAAUAUGAUCACAGGCUCAAUACCUUUUUCUCUUGAAAAUAUGGUUAGCUUAGUAUCUCUUGAUCUAUCCUACAAUGAGUUAGAGGGUGUUGUUCCCAACACUAGGGUUUUUAGAAAUGCUUCUUCACCUCAAGCAUUUAGAAACAAUAAAGGGCUAUGUGGUGAACUCCAAGGUCUACUUCCCUGCAAUCGAUCUCUUACAAGCAAAGGAAUGAAAAAAAAUGGACACAAAGUUGUCAUAUCCAUUGUUGCUUCUUUUAUAGGAAUUGUGCUCCUAAUAUUUGCAAUUAUCAGUGUUUUCUUCCUCUUGCGAAAGAAAGUGAAAAAGGAGAAUAUAGAACAAGCAAGAAGAAACCAUGGAAAUGUAUUUUCAAUAUGGAAUUUCGAUGGAAAGAUUGCUUAUGAGGACAUUAUUCAAGCAACAGAGGAUUUUGAUGCCAAAUAUUGCAUUGGAACUGGAACUUAUGGGAGUGUUUACAAAGCAGUGCUACCUACAGGCCAUGUAGUCGCCUUGAAGAAGUUUCAUCCGUUGGAAGGUGAGAUGAUAGUUGAUGAUGAAAGCUUUGGGAAUGAGAUUCGUGUGUUAACAGAAAUAAGGCAUCGAAACAUUGUCAAACUUUAUGGAUUCUGCUCUCAUCCACGAUGCAUGUUUCUUGUUUAUGAGUACAUGAAAAAAGGAAGCAUAGCACGUAUCUUAAGCAAUCAAGUAGAGGCUAUUGAGUUUGAUUGGCAGAAAAGAGUAAAUGCCAUCAAAAGUGUGGCCAAUGCUUUGUCUUACUUGCAUCAUGAUUGCAUUCCCCCAAUAAUUCAUCGGGAUAUUUCAAGCAAAAAUAUAUUGCUAGACUUGGACCUUGAGGCUCAUGUAUCUGAUUUUGGCAUUGCAAGAUUAUUAAAGCCAGACUCAUCUAAUUGGACGUCACUUAAAGGAACUCAUGGAUAUAUUGCUCCAGAGCUUGCAUACACCAUGGUGGUAACUGAGAAAUGCGAUGUAUAUAGUUUUGGAGUAGUGGCAUUAGAAAUAAUUAUGGGAAAGCAUCCAGGGGAGCUCAUCUCCUCUUUAACAUCAUCAGUUGGCCAAAAGAUUCUACUAAGGGACAUGUUAGACUCAUGCCUUACCUUUCCAUCAGAUCAAAAUGUUGCAAAGGAUGUGGUUUCUAUUGUGAGAAUAGCAGUUGCAUGUUUACGCAAUCACCCAGAAUCCCGCCCAAAUAUGCAUCAAGUAUCAAAAGGGCUACUUGUUCUCCAACCAUCAUUUGUGGAGCAUAUUCAUACAAUUACUAUAGGUGACCUAGAUGCUAUUGAAAUACAAUAAUUGUGACCGACGACCCAUUUGACCAACAGGGGACUGACGUGAUUUGUUUAAGACUGCACUCAAAAUUAAACAAUAAAUCUCAAGGUUAGCAUUUUGUCAAUUGCAUGGUUAUCAAUCCAUUUCAUUCCAAAAUUGUAUCAUCCUUUUGGGAUUUUGAUAAGGAUG
Molecule: messenger RNA, 4915 nt
Organism: Macadamia integrifolia
Lineage: Eukaryota; Viridiplantae; Streptophyta; Magnoliopsida; Proteales; Proteaceae
Product: probable leucine-rich repeat receptor-like protein kinase At1g35710
Exons: 2
Coding region: 638-4750 (1370 amino acids)
Biological process (GO): protein phosphorylation
Molecular function (GO): ATP binding; protein kinase activity; receptor serine/threonine kinase binding
Source: RefSeq, a predicted model, not a curated record